Molecule: messenger RNA, 1521 nt
Organism: Thelazia callipaeda (thelaziosis nematode)
Lineage: Eukaryota; Metazoa; Nematoda; Chromadorea; Rhabditida; Thelaziidae
Source: the annotation of a GenBank genome assembly
AUGCCCGAGAAUUUAACAACCAGUGCAGAUUGUACGGAGAAAAGCGCAGCAUCUGAUACAGCGGAAGUGGAUACGAAUAAUUCAGACGUAAAAACGCCAGAAGUGGAGUCGGAAACACAAGUUGGAGUACCGUCAUCGGUGCCUAACUUGAAUCCGUUUCUCAUACAUCCACCCAUGACAAUGACACAACUGUUGUAUGAACAGCAGAAAGCAUUGUUCGCUCAACAACAUCAUCAUCUGCAACAGCAUUCCAACUUUUCAGCAAUAGCUUUAGCAAAGCCAAGCGAAACUAGCUCGUUUCUGAAUUCUCCGUUUGCUAUUUCGUCUCUCACAGCCACUGCUACAAGCAGCAGUUGUAGUAGUAGUAGUAAAUUACCCGUUGAAAGGAAGGAUACAGAUGACGAACGACGCAUUUUUUCUUCUAACCAGAAAGAUUCUUCACCUGGGACAACAGGACACAGCAUGAAACCAUCUGGAUCAACCGAUUCAUCAAGUAUGAAUGAUCGGCGCUCAUCUUGUUCUAACAGUCCAGAAGAUAGUAGUGGAAAACGGAAACAGCGUCGAUAUCGUACAACUUUUUCUGCUUUUCAAUUGGACGAAUUAGAAAAAGUUUUUGCAAGGACGCACUAUCCAGAUGUAUUUACCAGGGAGGAAUUAGCUCAACGGGUGAUUCUCACGGAAGCUCGAGUUCAGGUGUGGUUUCAAAAUCGACGAGCCAAGUGGAGGAAGCAAGAACGGACUUCCACCGUGCAUCCAUAUAGUCACGGUACGUCACACCAUGCGUCAAGGCCUCCACUUCCGCUUGUACAGCCUCAUCCUUACGCCCUUCUUGCCGCAGCUGCCGCACAACACUCUGUUGAAAACAGUGCUGAUCCAGCAGCUAUCAUGGCAGCUAUGACUGCGCAACAUCAAGCCAUGGCGGAGUCAAUGAUGAAUCCUGCAGCAUUGAUAGCAACACCUGCACUACUGAAUGCUGCUUCUAACAUAGCUUCAAAUUCAUUAAAAGAUGUUACUGAAGCUAUCGCUCGCCCUUCGCAGCUAUCCACCACUAUCAACCCCGGAAACGAGCAAACACUUAGCAGAAAUGCUGCUUCUGCCAGUACAUGCAAUUCAGAUGGAAACAGGACAACUCCGGUGAGUACGAUAGCAUCAUCAGUAAGUCCAGAAAAUGAGCGUACAAAAACAGCGGCAAAUAUGAAUUCUGCACUUUCAUUAACAAAUAUUCCUGCUUUUGUCCCUACAAUAAAUAGCACUAAUGGUAGCAUUGCAAAUGGUGCAGCAGAUUUAACAUCAUUUAUGUUAAGUGGUUAUCAGCAUCAGCUUGCAGCAGCUACUUAUAUGCAACAUUUACAACGUAUGAUUGCUAUGGAUAAUUUUUCGAAACAAUAUUCUGGUAUAUGGCCUGGAACACCUCCUACCGGAACACCAAGUUUAAAUAUUGGUGCCGCAGCUGCAGCUGCUGCAGCGACUGCAGCUGCAGCUUCUAGUACUAAUGACUCAUCAAAUAAUAGUGGUACCUGA